GAUUGCCGGAUCAUCAGUACACGCCGAGUCUUUUCACGGAGAGCAAACUUGCAUCAGCUUCCCCGGGCACAGUCGCAACACUGUUUUUUUUUUUUUUUUUUUUUCUUUUUUUUCAAUUGCAUUGUAUUUUUCGAUCGAGAGUUAACCAUGAAGAGUGCGGUCGGUGUCCUCUUGCUCGUAGGCGUUCUUGCGCUUGCGCAAGCUUUUCCAGGCGGGGCUCGCGAUUCCGCCGAGUCGACGGAGAUCGACGCGGGGAGGGAUAAGCACAAGGUGAUGGUGCUACUGCCACCGGCGCGGCGAAACAUUUUCGACGAGUUCGGGGACGAGGACGACAGCAGCGACGAAGAAUUCUCCAUGCCUGGCAUGUGGAACCCCUGGAACCCCUUCCCGGACAUAUUCACCAAGAUGCAGGAGACCUUGAAACGAGUGAGGGCAGAGAUGGCGGCGGCGCUCGCCUCCCAGCUCGAGCACGCGGGCGGACUGACGCCGUGGGGCAAAAUCCCCGAGGGAGCAAACACUACGUCGACUACUAAGUUGCUAAAUUGA
This is a messenger RNA of Copidosoma floridanum, 546 nucleotides long. Its product is annotated as icarapin-like. The record is from RefSeq and is a predicted model, not a curated record. NCBI's taxonomy places the organism in Eukaryota, Metazoa, Arthropoda, Insecta, Hymenoptera, Encyrtidae.